CCGGACAUGGCGGUGGCCUUGUCCCUCCCUCCCCGUCCGCCCCGCCGAUCCACCCCCCUUGCCCCGCUUCGUCCCCGCUCCCCCCUGGGAGCCCCCGCUCACGGCGAGCUGCGGCCGCGGGGCUGCGGCGGCGAUCGACGGCUCCGCGCACUGCGGCCCCGCCCGCCGCCCGUGUCAGCUGGGCCGGCCCCGCCUCCCGCCGCCGCCGGGCCUGCGCGGGCCGGGCCGGGCCGGACGGGAGUGUGGGUGCCACAGGAACCCCCGGGCCGCGCUCAGGGGCUGCGGGUGGCGGGGCUGGGUUUGGAGCGGAGUUCCGGCGCUGGAGCUGCCGCUGGGAAUCCCCGGGUGGCAGGAAAUUAAAGUCAUCCUGUGUUCACACUGACAAGGAGUUCUGCUGCAUGAAUAUCCUCCUAGUGUUAGAAGAAAGGUCAUAUGAGGGGUUUUCUUUUUUGCAAGUAUGUAGCUGUUUUGAAGCUUAGGCAAAAUCCAGCCAGCCUUUGACACAUCCAACAGGAAGUUUGGUAUAAGCACUUCCAGGGGAAGAACGUGACUGUGAACAGCAGAGGCAAGCAAAGACAUAAAUAGUCAUCAAAGAGAUAUAAUUAGCCAAUGUAUAUGCAGUGUUUGAAAAAUGAAAAUAAAUAACAAUUCAAGUGCA
This is a messenger RNA of Pipra filicauda (Wire-tailed manakin), 658 nucleotides long. Its product is annotated as proline-rich protein 2-like. The transcript has 2 exons. The coding region runs from base 7 to 360 and encodes 117 amino acids. Lineage: Eukaryota; Metazoa; Chordata; Aves; Passeriformes; Pipridae. The record is from RefSeq and is a predicted model, not a curated record.